Molecule: messenger RNA, 1863 nt
Organism: Punica granatum (pomegranate)
Lineage: Eukaryota; Viridiplantae; Streptophyta; Magnoliopsida; Myrtales; Lythraceae
Source: RefSeq, a predicted model, not a curated record
AUCUAAAGCCAUAAGAAACCAGACCCAAUGAUCUAUACUGAAGGAAGGACAACAAUGGCACAGGAGCAAAGAAUACAACGCUGAAUGACAACCUUGACUUUAAAGCCAAGUGGAGAUAUCUCCUCUACUCCACUCUUCUUUUCGAAGAUGCAGACUCUGCCCUUGUGACCCGACAACAUGGGAUUCUCCGAGAAAGCGCUUGGGUCCAAUAGGAUCCUUUUCUUGAUACUCGUUUGUUUCGUUUUGAUUGAGAUUUCAACUGGUCUUGGUUUUGGUGGGAAUGAUCCAUUGAAGAUGAUUUUGGAGGAUUCGGAGAGUCAGUUUGCUUUCUCUAGCAGGAGCCAAGGGGUUUACAGCUCAGGUGCAAUGGAAGCAGAUGAGUGGCAAAUGGUCGAGAAGAAAGGCAAUCAAUUCAUGGUCAAUGGUCAGCCUUUCUAUGUCAAUGGGUUCAACACUUACUGGCUGAUGGUCUUUGCCGCCGAUCAAUCUACAAGAGGAAAGGUGACUGAGGUGUUCCAGCAAGCUUCUUCGGUGGGUUUAACAGUCUGCAGGACUUGGGCCUUCAAUGAUGGGCAGUGGCGGGCUCUUCAGAAAUCUCCAUCAGUUUAUGAUGAAGAAAUUUUUCAGGCCUUAGAUUUUGUGGUGAGUGAAGCAAAGAAGUACAAGAUCAGGCUGAUAUUGCCAUUGGUUAAUAACUGGGAUGCGUAUGGUGGCAAACCUCAGUACGUCAAAUGGGGGAAAGCCGCUGGCCUAAACUUGACAUCAGAUGAUGAAUUCUUCUCAAAUCCAACUCUCAAGAGCUAUUACAAGGCCCACGUCAAGAUGGUUUUGAAUAGAAUCAAUACGAUCACAAAUGUAACCUAUAAGGAGGAUCCUACAAUAUUUGCAUGGGAACUAAUGAACGAGCCUCGAUGCCCCUCAGAUCCCUCCGGUGAUAUUCUUCAGGAAUGGAUAGAAGAAAUGGCAGUCUACGUAAAAAGCGUAGAUCCGAAGCACCUAGUGGAGAUUGGUUUGGAAGGAUUUUACGGCCCUUCAACACCAAACAGAGUUCAGUUCAAUCCAAACACAUAUGCCCAACAAGUCGGGACUGACUUUAUAAGGAACCAUCUGGUUCUUGGUGUUGAUUUCGCAUCGGUUCACAUCUAUGCAGACUCUUGGAUUUCCCAAGAAAUUUCGGAUGCUCAUCUCCCUUUCAUCAUAUCAUGGAUGGAAGCCCACAUCGAAGAUGCCCAGAAGUACCUCAACAUGCCCGUCUUAUUCUCUGAGUUUGGCGUCUCCACUAAAGAUCCAGGAUACAACUCAACCUUCCGAGACACUCUCUUCAAGACUGUGUACAGGACCCUCCUCAACUCCACUAAGAAGGGCGGAAGUGGAGGCGGGAGCCUUCUGUGGCAGCUAUUCCCAGAUGGCACGGACUAUAUGGAUGACGGGUAUGCACUUGUUCUAUCAAGAUCUCCUUCCACUUCAAAUAUUAUAUCGCUUCACUCAACAAGAGUUGCAAUCUUCAAUUCGCUGUGCACUUGGAACUGCCAUUGGGGUUGCAAGAAGCAGCAUCCUCUCGAGGCAUUCCUCUCCACUGAUGAUGCAUAGAAUCUUUCACACUGCAUAUGUCUCUCAGACGUUACUUGAAUGGAACCGUCUCUGCCAUUACAGCACCUAAUACUCUGUAUAUGCAUAGAUAAACCAUGUAUAUCGGGUGAAAACAAUGGAACUCAUAGGCCAAAUGACGGGAUGAAGACGGAACUGAACUAAUUACUUCGACAUUGUUUCAUGUUUGCUUUCGAAAUGAAACUUUAUGGUUCUUGCUGUAAGAUUCACGGGUUGGUUCAUAUAUAGUAGAUCUGGGCAUCACACUUCUUCGUA